ACCCUAUCCUCCACGUGAUAAAACCGUGACCUCAGCCAACCGAGCCAUCUUUCCUUUCCGCGCAAACGCCCUGGACCGGUCAGGACCCGGCAGCUGUCUCAAACAUGAACAUCACAAAAAUAUUACAGCUAUUUAUUCCAUUGUUCCCGUUGGUAAUAGCUAUACAGCCUUCAGCACAAAAUCCAGUGGCAGGGCAGAGGUUUCGACACCUUGAAUGGGGUCUGAUUAACUUCUUGCACACUACAGACAAGUUCUCCUCCAACUCUGUUUUGAAGCUUCAUGAGCCUAACCUGGGGGGCAAAUAGUCAUGGUUGGCAUGCCGGGCAUCUCCAGGAACCUCAGUAUUCGGCGGACUUUGGGGACUAUCUUUCACUCGUUUCGCAUCUGAGGAACACCGCGGAAGAAAAGGGCGUGGAUUUAAUAGUCCUCGAUACUGGUGACCGUGCCGAAGGUGAGAAUCAGCCCGGGCACCUUCGAAGCAUCACUAAAACGGCUAUGAUAGGGAAUGGGCUAUGGGAUGCUACCGAUCCCAUGGGAAAAUACACCCGGAACUUUUACAGAGAACUUCCUUUGGAUAUCCUCACUCUGGGGAACCAUGAGUUGUAUAACGGCACUACAGCUCGGAAUGAAUUUUUGGAGAUGGUUUCUUUUUAUGAGGUGGUAUCCAUUGGCCCUUGGUGAUAUGGUUGGGUGCUAAUGUCUCAUUGGAGCCUAAAGGGGAGAUAUCUUGCGGUAAGGGCUCACCUCCGAGAGGCAUAAAGAGUGAAUACUAACCCAGAGUUCAGUCGAAUAUUGAUAUAAACGUGACCGGAGAUUGGGAACCCUUCGCAACUAGAAUCCGCAAGUUUGUUACCGAGCAACAGGGCUUCAGAAUUACUGCUUUCGGGUUUCUGUUCAACUUUACCAGGAACGAUAAAAACACAAGAGUGAAGACGGUAUGGAUAAUCGCGGUUUCCAGUGCUUUAGGUGAAGCUCACAUGGCGUCGAGCCAGGCCGCAGACACGAUCAAAGAAUCCUGGUUCCAGGAAGGUAUCCGCGAUACAGACGUGGAUCUGUUCGUGAUUAUCGGGCACGUAGAUAUCUACAGCAUUGAGUUCACCCAGAUUUUCGAAGCAAUUCGUGAAGUUCACCCGGAUAUCCCGAUUCAGUUCUUUGGCGGCCACUCGCAUAUCCGGAAUUUCAGGAUUUUGGACAACAAGUCUACAGCACUGGAAUCAGGAAAGUACUUCGAAACUGUAGGAUGGCUCAGCAUCGAUGGGAUUAAGGCUCGAGAGGCCCCCGAUAGCGCAGAUAAUACCUCGAUGGUCGUUUCCAGGAGGUAUAUCGAUGCAAAUAGGGUUGGGUACCAGCAUCACACGGGGAAGAAUGCCACUACCUUUGACACCCCUCAAGGAUUGCUGAUGACAGAACGUCUUGCCAAAUACCGUGCCGGUCUGGAUCUUGACCGCCUUAUCGGGUGCGCUCCGCAGGACUUUUCACUAAGCAAGUAGGUUCCAUCGUCCCCCGGAUCCCUUUUACCUGAGCUCUGGCGGCUUGAUACCAACAGACUCGUCAGACAUAUAUACCCUGGCCCACAGAACUGGUAUAGCUACUUGGAAGAGCGCAUUCUUCCAACCAUGGUCUACAGCAAGGAAAGGGGUCAAGUCCCACGUUUUAUAUUCAUCAACACUGGAUCUCAGAGGUCUGAUGUGUUCAAGGGUAAGCAACAGGGCAUACCAACAUCUGUCGAGAUUGCCCACCCCUAAUAAACGACACCAGGGCCCUUCACAUACGACACCAGCUUCCUCGUUUCCCCAUUCACCAGUAAGUUCGUCCAUGCAAAGGACAUCGACUACUCCAUAGCCAUCCACCUCCGAGACUUCUUCGAAAAGGACGUAGGCCCCUACAGAUCCGACAAAUCCGAGAACCCACUCGAAAACCGGCAGCAAGGCGCCGAAGAAGUAGACAUCCAAUCCUCACCAUUAUUAGUCGAUCACCGCCAGGCGUCGCUCGCCCGCCACAAGCAUACCAAAGUGAUCGGUUACGCAACAACAGACGACGCAGGCACUGACGGCGACGACACGAUCCACGUCCCGCUGAAGCGCUACCCGACCCCGCAGGUGAUCCAGGGCAAUGCGUCCUUCCCGGAGGACUGGGAAUCCAACCCUCCGGCCACGAUCGACCUUGUUUUCUUCGACUUCAUCGCCUGGCACGUCGCGGCGGGGCUCAAUGAGAUUACGGGCACCGAGGACUACUCCACAAAGGACUUUUUGCCCUACAUGGAGCAGGAGGAUACGAUGACCAGGUUGUUGUUGGAUUAUGUUGCCAAAUAUUGGGGGCGUGACUGUUAGGAUUGUUGAGCAGUAUUUGUAGGAUAUUGGGGCUUUCCUUUCGCGAUUGGGAUAAAACAGAGUGAAUGUAAUAAUGGCUAUCAUACAACCCGCAGCACUUGUAAGUCUGUUGAUUCCUUCUCCCCAAAUAUAUCAUACAACUGUGUGUUGGGGGGUUUUCAGCCAGUGCUAGCAGUUACCGAUAGGGCAGUCCCAGAAUUUCAAUAUCAUAGAUAAUAUCAGAAAUCCAAAGUUCCCGUUUCAGUCAUUAGCUCAAACCAGUAUCAUACCAUGAAAUUGACUUUCCAUUCUCCGGUCCGUCCAUUUCAUUCAAAUCCCACUCCCAAAGGAGAGAAGAGAGAGAAGAAAAACGCAAUACAAGAAAAGAAAAGAAACAAAGGAAAAGGGCCGAAAUAAGCAAGCUCCCUCUGAAACGGGAAAAAAGAAAAAAAGAAAAAAAAGAGGUCGCAAAAAAAGAGAACGACAAAUAUAAUAUAAGAACAACUGGUCACCCAUCCAUCCAUCAUUCCAAUAUCAUUCCAUUCUACCCCUCCUUCCUUCCUGCCCGUCCGUCCAAUCCACCCCACCAUCAAGAAAAGAAAAGAGAAAAGGCAUAAAAAUACGUACAAUCCCCAGCUCAAAGCCAUCCACAACAGCAAUAAUAAUUAUAAAAAGAGAAAUAAUAAGAGAUAAGGAUAAGAAAACCCCCUCCCAGAACCCAUGAAAAUAAGAAAAACAAUCAUCACAAGAGGUAAAAAAAGAACAGGAAUAGAAAGAAAAAACCACCAACCAACCAAACCAAUCGAACGCCGAUUUGUCGAAUAAACAAGCCUUAUAUCGCUGUUUGGCGCUCCGCGCCCCCUUCUCUUUCGCCAUCAAUGGGACACCGCAGGUGCAUAUGAAUUGAACGAGUUAAGGGAGAGAAAGUGAAAAAGGAGAUAUGCAUGAUAUGCAUGAUAAUAUCAAUACAAUUGUUUGCCAAAGAGAGAAAGGGGAAGCGAAACGAAAAGAUAGGGAUCCGUCACAGGGACAUUCAUUACUCUGGUUUUUUCGAUUGAUGCCCUUCUUGCCCCGCAGAAUACGCUCCGGAGGUAUGCGAAGGGUUAUUAGAUGGUUGGCUUGGAGGAGCAGUUGCUCGGGACAAUGGAGUUUCUGAAAAACUGGAACGGAAGAAAAGAAGAAAGGUUUCUGAAGAGAAAAUAGGAUGAUUGUUUUGUUUGCUUUUUUUUUUUUUUUUUGUUUGUUAUAGUUUUCCCCCCUUAUUCCCGCCUCGAGCCGGGAUAUGUUUGGGCCAAAGCCUUUCCGUUCGCUUUAGCUCCGGUUGGAAAGGACUAUUUGAAGUUCUUGAACAUAUCGCUGUCAAGGCUCGAGAAUCCACUCCCGAAGAGAUCAUCGGGAAGCUUGGGUGGGGGAGCAAUCGAUCGUACAAUUGGCUUCCCGGCCGGAUGGCGAAGAGGCAAGGUGUCGAUGUUGCUCGGCGGCCGAACUUCCUGGACCGGGAAAGGAGCGGGCUGGAUCUUGGACUUCUUCCACCAGGAGGUCUUCGACUUGACCGACCCACCGGAGGUCUUCCUCUUGCUGUCGCGAGACAUGACGGAGCCCGUCGGCGACAAUGGGCCCGAAAGGACAGAAGCUUUGUCGUCAUCCUCAGCAUGGUAAGAGGAAUUCAUGGAGACGCGAGAUAGGAAUCGACGCAUCGAAGUGGGACGUCCAGGAGAUUGAGGCGGGGUGGUGGUAGAUGAUGCGUCGGCGGACGAAGCUUCCAAAUUUGAGGGAGACGCCGGUGGCCUUUCAUCGUGAGAAGAGGCGGAAGAGGUUGGAGUUAGCUCUUCGGCGGGGACGUGGGGCAGAUUUGUGCCCGAGGUAAGGGGUUCGAGGGGAGCGAGCGCCGGGAGUUGAAGUUGCGGGAUACCGGUGGGGGGCGGCAUUGUAUCGAGUUAUCUCCGUUUUUCUAUUGAACCAGUGUGGCGGAUUAUUUAUUCUAUUCUAUUCUAUUCUUCAGAGGAAUUGACGGGUGGUAAGGGGGGGGGACGGUGGUGAGCAAGGUGGAGGAGGGAGGCGUUGUAAGGUAAAGGCUCUGUCAGAAAUGCUAUUGCUGGGCAAACAAGCAAGAAGCAAAACAAGUGACGGCAGGACAGGGGCAAGGUACGUACAAGUAGAGCUGUGGAAGGGGGGCCGUUUGAGCGUGCGACGACCUAUUCUCCGCGUAAGAUGCUCGACGGCAGGGAGAGGGCAAGGUGAAAGCCGGGGGAGACGGCAGCAAUUGGACUGGAUCGGUUGCCAAAGGGACGUGCUAGCACUCGUACAGUACUCGUACAGUACGGUGAAGGUGGGAGGCGGUAAUGUAGGAGAAAACCGAGGCGGGAGAAGAAGAGAAAGGGCGCCGCGAGGAUGGCGUUGUCGUGUUUUUUCGUUUUUGUUUUUUUACCCCUUCCGUGGGCUACCGUUGAGGGUGUGGAUAGUUGCACACAAAAGGCCGCAUGUGAGCCGGGGACAUUGUAUGGGCGAAAGGUCCAACUGGGAUGGCUGGCUAAGCCGUGCAGGGCAAAGGGCUUGCCGGGAGGGCGCGAGCGAGAAAGGAGUUGAUGGAAAGAAGGAUUCCGAACAGAGAGGGAGAAAAUGGUCCCUUGGCUUUUUCCCUUCAAAAGUGACAAGUCAAACUCCCCAGGCUAGAACUAAAGAGCUACGAACCUGUACUGUACUUGCGCAGGCACAAGUGACGGCUGCCGGUGCCGUUGCCCAUCACGGAAACAGCGUGGAGAAGGAGACGGAGAGAGAGAUGUGCCGAGGGGUCGCUCAUCGCGAUGAUUGGCGAUUGAAUGUUCGUACGGUACGAUACCAGGUGUGAAGGGGUGGCGAUGCUUUGGCUGUUCUCACGGCGCGAUGCAUUUCAAUCUCCCCCACCCAUCCGGCGUGGCGAGAAUAACUAUGAUACUGUUCAAUGGAAAGCCUCUCCAUCACAGCGUGCCCACUGCCCUCUCUACAUUCUACGAUCGACCGCUGAAGCCGGUAUCAUACUCCCCCGUUGUGCGGUGUCCAGUCCAGUCUGUCGGUGGUU
This is a messenger RNA of Tuber aestivum (summer truffle), 5367 nucleotides long. Lineage: Eukaryota; Fungi; Ascomycota; Pezizomycetes; Pezizales; Tuberaceae. The record is from the annotation of a GenBank genome assembly.